AUGCCUCGUAUCAGCAAAAAUCUGCCGUUGGCAGCACUUCUGGCAGCUGGUGCUAAUGCCCAGAUGAGCACAAGCUCUGUCGUCCUCAACCCAUCCGACACGGCGGUCACCACAGUGACCUUCUCGACCUGCCCUUCCUCCACGGCCAGCAUUACGACCAUCACCAAUCCCCACACUUCGACCUACACUGGUGCUCCACGACCUGGCUCUGAUGGUGAUGUCACCACCUAUGUUACUGUUUGCCCUGGUUUCUGUACUGGUGGACCAUCUUGCACUGGAGGUCUAGGACCGACCACACACACAAUCACUGCCACCUGCCCAUGCCAUGAGGUUGCACCUGGGGGUGUUGGACCGGGCAUGAUGACUACUGUUGCUGUCUGCGAGACAUGCGGUAUGGGAGGCACUCCGGUGACUGCCACACUCCACACUCCGAUCCCAGCGGCUACUGGUGAUACUACACCACCCGGCACUGGCAGCGGUGGCUCUUCCGCACCAGGUGCCGGUACUCCUGGCUCUGCUGGCCCCGACUCUCCUGCUGCCCCGGGCGGGUCUCCUGCUGGCGCUAGUACUCCUGGCGCUUCAGCUGCCCCAGGUACCGGCUCAGGAUCGUCUACACCUGGUUCUGGUGCCGCUCCAGGUGGAUCGGGUGCCGGCGCUGCCCCAGGUGGAUCUGCCGCUGGCGCCGGGACUCCAGGUUCUUCGAUGCCUGGCAUGGGCUCUGGUGCAGGCUCUGCUUCACCUUCAGGGGCUGCUGGUGGCUCCAAGUACCCCAGCAACACAACCUCGCCGUCCAUGUCGAAAGGUGCCGGUAGUGGCAGUGACAACCGCGUUGGAUCAUCUGCCAGUCCCACACCGUUCCCUGGUGCCGCUUCGAGACUACCCGUCGCUGCUGGUCUCCUUUCUACUGUUGCCGGACUCUGUGGUAUCUUGGCUUUUGUUCUGUGA
Endocarpon pusillum Z07020 is the source of this 945-nucleotide messenger RNA. RefSeq lists its product as uncharacterized. The transcript has a single exon. NCBI's taxonomy places the organism in Eukaryota, Fungi, Ascomycota, Eurotiomycetes, Verrucariales, Verrucariaceae. The coding region runs from base 1 to 945 and encodes 314 amino acids. The record is from RefSeq and is a predicted model, not a curated record.